Messenger RNA from Capronia epimyces CBS 606.96, 372 nucleotides. Its product is annotated as DNA-directed RNA polymerase I subunit RPA12. Gene Ontology annotation, molecular function: DNA-directed RNA polymerase activity; nucleic acid binding; zinc ion binding. Lineage: Eukaryota; Fungi; Ascomycota; Eurotiomycetes; Chaetothyriales; Herpotrichiellaceae. The transcript has a single exon. The coding region runs from base 1 to 372 and encodes 123 amino acids. Gene Ontology annotation, biological process: DNA-templated transcription; termination of RNA polymerase I transcription. Gene Ontology annotation, cellular component: RNA polymerase I complex. The record is from RefSeq and is a predicted model, not a curated record.
AUGGUCGCCAUAGGCAGCCUUUUGUUCUGCGAUGCCUGCGGCUCGCUUCUCCCUCGCAUAGUCCCGGGACAGAACAAAGAUGACCUGGUCAAAUGCGAAGAUUGCUUCCAACACACGAAGGACACCUCCUCCAAAGUGAUAACGUCCCACUCCAAGCCCAGUGCCUUUCCUUCGGCCUUGCGAUCGAAACACUCUGAGGUGCAGAGCAUCAACGCAGAGGAUCUGCAAGUGGAGGCCGUCAUUGCACGGGAUUGUCCAAACUGUCACCGUUCGGAAAUGUUCUAUCAUACGAAGCAAUUGCGUAGUGCCGAUGAAGGUACCACCGUGUUUUAUCGAUGCGAAUGCGGCUUUAAGGAUGUUCAGAACAACUAA